Salvia miltiorrhiza (redroot sage) is the source of this 1840-nucleotide messenger RNA. Its product is annotated as acyl-coenzyme A oxidase 4, peroxisomal-like. Bases 193 to 1512 code for a protein of 439 amino acids. The transcript has 13 exons. Gene Ontology annotation, biological process: fatty acid beta-oxidation. NCBI's taxonomy places the organism in Eukaryota, Viridiplantae, Streptophyta, Magnoliopsida, Lamiales, Lamiaceae. Gene Ontology annotation, molecular function: flavin adenine dinucleotide binding; acyl-CoA dehydrogenase activity. Gene Ontology annotation, cellular component: peroxisome. The record is from RefSeq and is a predicted model, not a curated record.
UGUCAUCCAAUUUGACCUAGGCAAGUUGAGUUUGGAUAUAAGGUCGGACAUUGCUAAUGGAUAAAGUUCCGUGCCAUUUCUUCUAUAUUCGCCCAUACUUCCUAGUAUUUAAAUUUGGUUUCUUCUCCAGUUCUUUUCUUGUGCUUAUACAAUUUCUCUAUAUUCGUUCGCAAUUGAGAGAAAUCUGUCGCCAUGAAAGUUCCAGCUUCAAGAGCUCAAGAAGAUGUGAAUGAAGAUGCGAAGAGCACGCAUUAUGAUUUGCCAGCGUUGGAUGUUUCCGUCGCAUUUCCUCAAGCAACUCCAGCUUCAGUCUUUCCUCCUAGCGUGUCGGAUUAUUAUCAGUUCGAUGAUCUAUUGACUGCUGAGGAGCAAGAUGUGAGGAAGAGAGUACGAGAGUGCAUGGAGAAAGAAGUAGCUCCGAUAAUGACAAAGUAUUGGGAGAAGGCAGAAUUUCCAUUCCAAGUGAUUCCGAAGCUUGGUGCGCUGCGAGUAGCCGGUGGCAGUAUCAAGGGCUAUGGUUGUCCCAACCUGUCCAUAACUGCAAAUGCCAUUGCUACAGCAGAAAUGGCAAGAGUUGAUGCCAGCUGUUAUACUUUCAUAUUGGUGCAUUCCUCGUUGGCAAUGCUGACAAUUGGACUUUGUGGAUCAGAAGCACAAAAGCAGAAAUAUCUUCCAUCUCUUGCAGAACUAAAGACAGUAGCAUGUUGGGGGCUAACUGAACCUGAUUAUGGUAGUGAUGCAAGUGCUCUGAGAACAAGUGCAAGAAAGGUCGAGGGUGGUUGGAUACUUGAUGGCCAAAAACGCUGGAUAGGGAACAGCACUUUUGCAGAUGUUUUAGUUAUUUUUGCUAGAAACACUUCCACAAAUCAGAUUAAUGGAUUCAUCGUGAAGAAGGAUGCUCCAGGCUUACAAGCAACCAAAAUAGAAAACAAAAUUGGCCUAAGAAUUGUACAAAACGGUGAUAUUUUACUGAAGAAAGUUUUUGUACCUGAUGAAGACAGGCUUUCUGGAGUUAAUUCAUUUCAAGAUAUAAGCAAGGUGCUUGCUGUUUCUCGCGUCAUGGUUGCUUGGCAGCCCAUUGGAAUAUCGAUGGGUGUGUAUGACAUGUGUCACCGGUACCUAAAGGAGAGGAAGCAAUUUGGUGCUCCGUUGGCAGCUUUCCAGAUCAACCAACAGAAACUAGUCCACAUGUUAGGUAAUAUCCAAGCAAUGUUUCUCAUUGGUUGGCGUCUGUGCAAGCUGUACGAGAGUGGUAAAAUGACUCCUGGUCAUGCUAGCCUGGGCAAGUCAUGGAUUUCCUUGAAGGCAAGGGAGACUGUUUCUCUUGGGCGGGAAUUACUUGGUGGCAAUGGGAUUUUAACCGAUUUUCUUGUUGCAAAGGCUUUCUGCGAUUUGGAGCCCAUAUACACAUAUGAAGGCACUUACGACAUCAACACCCUUGUAACCGGCAGAGAGAUCACCGGAAUCGCCAGUUUUAGGCCAGCUGCAUCGAGCAACAGGAGUCGUCUCUGAUACCGCCACUCCACGAGUUUGCUGUGUUCAGUUGCUUGCCUUCUGUGUUCAAUAAUGGGUAGUUGUUUUUAUUUUGUGUGCGUGUGUUGGCCAAGCGGUAGGUGGUUAAUACCCAAGGUCUGAGGCCUUGGGUUUGAGUCCACUGUGGUGCUGUAUUUAAAUUUUCUUUAUUUACUUGUGUAAUUUAUCAAAAAAAAAAAUGUCUGUAAUUCAAAUAGAAUUAGCAAACAAGUGUUCCAAUAAUUUAAGAAGCUCGACCAGCUACAUUCUUGUUAUCAUUAUCCAAUUGAACUUCUUAUAUUAAUAUUAUAGUGAUUAUUUAUUAGUA